CAACAGGGAACGAGUGACGACGACGUGCUAACGAGUUAGCCGGCUAGCUACUGCUAUCUAGUGUGUGCGCGGUGGAGGUGAUUUAUCUAUGAUAUAAAAUAAUAUUCCGGGAUAUAUUGAAUUUUAUUUUAGGUUAGCCAUCCAGGUAAUUUAAAUAUGCCCAGCAAAAAGAAGAAAUACAACGCCAGAUUCCCCCCGGCAAGGAUUAAGAAGAUUAUGCAGACAGAUGAAGAAAUAGGCAAAGUUGCUGCAGCAGUACCUGUUAUUAUUUCGAGAGCCCUGGAGCUUUUUUUGGAAUCAUUGCUUACAAAGGCCUGUCAAGUCACCCAGUCUAGGAAUGCAAAGACGAUGACAACAUCUCAUUUAAAGCAGUGUAUUGAGCUGGAGCAACAGUUUGAUUUUCUAAAAGACCUGGUGGCAGCGGUGCCGGACAUGCAGGGCGAGGGGGAAGAGAACCACAACGAGGGGGGAGGAGACAAAGUCCCACGAAGGGGUCGAAAACCAGGGUCGGGCCGCAAGAAUGGCGGGGCCGGCGCCAAAGGCAAGGACAAGAAGUUGUCUGGCACAGAGUCAGAGCAAGAGGAUGACUCUGAAGACAGCGAGACAGAUGGAGACGAGGACGGCUCUCAGUCAAGCACAAAUCUGCAGGCGGCAUCCAGGUUCCACAGCUCAAACGCACCGCCGCAGUACAUCCACAUGGGCAACAUGGUCUCAGUGGGCAGCAUGGCUCCAGCACAGCUACAGGGCGGCAUAGCCUUCGCUCCCCACCCCUCCAUGAUGAGCGCCGCACCGCCUCCCCCGGCCCCUGCGCCGCACAAAAACGAGGACGACGACGACGAAGACUAUGACUCUUAGCUCCCUCCUCCCUCCUCCUCCCCCACCACUCACACACACGCACACACACUCUUUCAACAUUAUUUUCCGAUUUCUUCAUUUGUUCUUGCGGCGGUCGCGCUGAGCAGAGGAGGGGAAGACUCUUCAUCGCAGCCCGCCCUCGACAGCAGGCUGUAAGAGACCCCGCCGCAGGAGACGCAAACCUGGUUGUGUAUCAUGUGUUUUAAUUUUUUUCUUCCUCUUUUUUUUUUUUUUUUUUUUUAAAAAAAGGUUUUAUUUUAUUGUAGAAGAAAAUCCAACGAGGAUGUUUUUUAACAAGUCAGUCGUUCUAUUUUGACUAUUAAAAAUGGCAGUCGUCGCUGUUUUCGCCAUGAGCCCCCGCAGACAGGAUAGGUGUGGUUUGUGUUGCCUUGUAGUAGCUUUUUUCUUUUGGCACUUUUCUUUCUUCCUCAAUCCUCGGUGGUAGACAUUACGAAGUGAACAAAUCAGUCGCUCGGACCCUCAGGUUGGCUGGAAAAAUUCUAUAAGUGGUAGUUAAAGUCUUAUUAUAGCUUGAUGCUCACGCAAAGGCAACUAGCGGAGAUGAGUUCAGGGCAAGAGUUUGUAAAGUAUUUGGAAGGAGGUCAGCACUUGCGGAAGGGAAAGGAGGUCAUUGUCUCACCCAUGAAGUGUUGUAUUACUCUGUUAUCGAUUGGCUAUGAAGUACUGCGGUUAAGAUGUGAGCUCUGCUUCCCGGCUUUGUCACGACUCGCUCGUCAGUCCAAUUGUCAGGCUGCAACAUAAACAAGGAAGCAGGUGUAUUUUUACUAUAGGUUAGCUAGCCACAGCUUUUUUGAAUUAGUUUCUAUUUUUAAUUCACGUUUUUAUCAAGAGAACUGUAAACCUCCACGACCGCAGCCCUGAUUCAACCAUAUCAGCAGGUUAAUGAUUUACGUUUGGUUCGUCUCUGUUCUCGACGCUGUCAGAGGUUAGUUGCUCUGGCAGCUGGACCUCGCGCAUUAUUUUAUACAACCAUUAAAUCCCCCUGAAAAACCAUCAGAAGUAUACUGUGACUCUUGGACCAUUGCUUUGUUUUUAAAGUUAUUUGUCUGCUUUGUCCUCUCUGAUUUCUAUUCUGGCCACCCCUCCAAUUUUGAGAAACGUUUCUCUUUACCUUCAACAUUUUUUUCCCCCUCUUUUAGCUUCUUUUAAAUGUAUCCAUUGAAAGCAGAGAUGCGGCUCCCAUUUAUGUGUCAGUCUCAGUAUGAAAUGUUUCCGAAUAGACAGUUGAAGUUGACACUGUAUUGAAAACUUUUAACAUUCUUUUUAUUUUGUAUGGGUGAAAUAAAGUUCAUAUUUCAAUUAAAAAAAAAAA
Molecule: messenger RNA, 2188 nt
Organism: Chelmon rostratus (copperband butterflyfish)
Lineage: Eukaryota; Metazoa; Chordata; Actinopteri; Chaetodontiformes; Chaetodontidae
Gene: drap1
Product: DR1-associated protein 1 (negative cofactor 2 alpha)
Exons: 7
Coding region: 157-855 (232 amino acids)
Biological process (GO): transcription by RNA polymerase II; negative regulation of transcription by RNA polymerase II; positive regulation of transcription by RNA polymerase II
Cellular component (GO): negative cofactor 2 complex; nucleus
Molecular function (GO): transcription coactivator activity; RNA polymerase II general transcription initiation factor activity; protein heterodimerization activity
Source: RefSeq, a predicted model, not a curated record